AUGAUCUAUGUCCAGGACAAACGACUGGCGCUGCCAAGCGGGAGGACCCUCGCCUACGCAGACAAUGGCAAUACCUCAAGUUCUACACUCAUUCUCUUUCUUCACGGGGCGUUUUCCGUCGGCGAUGCAUCUCGACUAUCUCCAAUCCUGGUUGAGAAAAACAUCCAUUUCAUAGCACCUUCUCUUCCUGGCUGGGGCAAAUCUUCGCCUGUUCCAGACCCUUCAAAUUAUCCCACCACAUUUGCAAGUGACAUGUCUGCCUUGUUGGUCCACCUACGGACUGAUGCUGUGCACCUGAAAAUCAUUAUUUGCGGUUAUGCUUUUGGCACCAUCGCCGCUCAGAUGUUAUACGGUGCUCCCGCCAGCGCGUUCUCUUUCCAAAUGUCGUGGCAAUCCUACUUCCUAACAGGCCCACCAUGUCGUUAUAUACCAUUUAAUAUUCCCGCUCGUCUUACGAGGUACGCCUUGGUGACAAAACUAAAAUCAGUGUCGGCAGCGGAAGUCUUUAUACGUCACUCACUCUUUGAUCGCAUGACUGAUCGAGAGCGAGAGGCGUACUUGCGCUGGAGAGAAGAACGCGGUUUGAGCGAAGGUCAAUUUGAGAGGGAGAUGGCAGAGAAUAUGGUGCGCAGCGUAGGGCAGACAUGGGAAGGAUUUCUCCAUAUACCAACCAUUUACCACUCAGGGUGGGGCGGAUUAUCCCCAUCUACACUCGUCAAAGGGCGUGAAGAUGGCUUUUCUCCUCCAGUAUACGUCGUUGCUGCUAAACAAGAUCACACAGUGUCGGUCAAUGUCGCACAAUGGCUGGCGGGACAGUAUCAAAACGCCGCUCUCAGGGUAGUCGACGGUAGUCACACAUCGCUUCUAUUCACUCUGGACGAUAUUUGGAAGGAAAUUCUGGAUUGA
This is a messenger RNA of Desarmillaria tabescens, 906 nucleotides long. RefSeq names its product Alpha/Beta hydrolase protein. Gene Ontology annotation, biological process: glycerolipid catabolic process. Bases 1 to 906 code for a protein of 301 amino acids. The transcript is spliced from 2 exons. The record is from RefSeq and is a predicted model, not a curated record. Gene Ontology annotation, molecular function: triacylglycerol lipase activity. NCBI's taxonomy places the organism in Eukaryota, Fungi, Basidiomycota, Agaricomycetes, Agaricales, Physalacriaceae.